ACCAUAGCAAGCGCAAGUGCCGCAAGUCGCGCGAGCGUCAGACCGCGGAACGCAUUCGUCGAGUUACCAAAAACCACUCCUGCGCGCGUUCCGCUGUGUUUUGCAGUUGUCGCCGGUGAGUGAAAACAUUAUGUGCGUGUACGAGUGCUAAGCCGCAAAGACAACAUACUCGCAAAAUAAACAAUCGGUUGGCGUUUUAUUUUGUUAAACUGUAGUGAAUUAGUGGAUCUUACUUCAGAGGAUUAUCUUUCGAACAUCUUUCCGCCAGAAUGUAUUUGGUAUUUUUACUGCUUGCCACGGCGAGUGCGCUUCCCGGCGGUGCACCACCAAGCGUAUGCCAAACAAUGUUGCCGAAUCACGGUGGUGGAAUACCACGACAAACCACACCUAGUCCUUUCGCAAUUUCUGCGCGACGAAACGGAUCCGGCUACAUGGUGACCAUCCAAUCAGCCGCAACUAUUCCCUUUGCAGGAUUUAUGCUGCAAGCACGAGGACCAGGCGGGGAAUUGGUCGGGUCUUUUGAACCAAGCGCUUCAUCCAUCCACACCAUCGACUGCUCCCAACCUGGUGAUACUCUAACUCAUUCCAACACGGCUGACAAGCCUUCAGUGGAAGUCCCAUGGAAUCCUAGUGGUUUUGAGGGACCAAUCAUUUUCAAUGCAACUGUCGCACAAAACUAUGCCACAUUCUGGACAGGAGUAGAAACACCUCGAAUUCAAGUUACAAGAGGAUCCAGCAACGAGCCUAGUGUAUCACCUGCUCGUCCAACCAGUACCACACCUCCAAAUUUCGUCCCAGAAGGUAAACAACAAUCAUCUACUGAAUUUGAUCCAUUUUAUGAUGGAUGCGACACGAAAAAGGCCUGCUUUGGAGCGCCCGUUGAUUGUGUAAAAACAAAGAACUGCAAAGCAGUAGUGGCAGUGACAGUUUACGGAGAUAGAUAUGAGUUUGAAAUGAAAGCGGCUCCAUCUUCCCAAUGGGUGGGUGUUGGUUUGUCAAGUGAUAUGCAAAUGGGCGAUGACUCUGUCAUCGAAUGCGUCAAAGAAGGUUCUUCUGUGAAGUCCUACAUUUCCUACACGGUUCCACGGCCCAAUUUGAAUGUGAAUCGCGAUCGCCAUCAGGCCAACAUUCAAUUGCUGGCUGGAAGUAUCAACGACGGUGUAAUGUACUGCAGGGUGUUACGCGAGACCCGGACUAGUAUAAAUGGACGGAUAUUUGACUUGGCAAAAGACAAAUACCACAUGCUGGUGGCGGCAGGAUCCAGCGUGCAUCCGAAUAAAGUCGGCUUCCAUAAUGAUGCCUACAUAGUCAGUGGAGAGAAAAAGUACUUGUCGGACGUUUCAGCGAUACAAGCCGCUUCGAAAUUAUUGCUGCGUCUUCAUGGUGCAUUUAUGUUGGCUGCAUGGUUGGGCACUGCAUCUAUCGGUAUUAUUUUAGCGAGAUAUUACAGACAAAUGUGGCCAGGAAAAAGCAUUUGCGGAAAGGAUUUGUGGUUUGCCUGGCAUCGUAUUUUUAUGGUGCUCACCUGGUGUUUAACAAUGGCGGGCUUCAUUUUAAUUUUCUUGGAAUUAAAAGCGUGGUCGGCUGCUAAUAAUCCACACGCUAUUCUGGGCACGGUUACAACGAUAUUGUGCUUCAUCCAACCCAUCGGAGCUAUUUUCCGACCUCAUCCUGGGACCAAGAAUAGGCCAUUGUUUAAUUGGCUGCAUUGGUUGGUCGGAAACGCCGCUCACAUUGUCGGAAUUGUAACUAUUUUCUUUGCCGUCACUCUUAACAAGGCAGAGUUACCUGAUUGGAUGUAUUGGGUAUUAGUGGCAUUUGUAGUUUUUCAUGUUGCGAUGCAUUUAAUAUUCUCGAUUAUCGGUUACGCAGCAGAGAAAUCCGCGGAGAGACGAAUCAACUCGUUCCCAAUGAAGGAGAUGGGUGGUUCGGGCAGAAGUUCGAUGUACAAUGAUAGAAACCCCGAUGCGCCUUUCUCUUCAUCACGAAAGUGUUUAUUGGCGUUAUACAUCAUCAUAAACAUCAUAAUUGUUGCUGCUUUGAUUGUAAUUGAAGUACUCGCACCAAUCGAGGAGUUUGUGCAAAAACUUCGUGACUCGAUGAGUUCAUAAAUUAUAUUGACAUAUCGUAACCACUAGAUGCGCUCAUUGUUAUCAAGCCUAUUUCUUUUUUUGACAACUACGUUUAAUUUAUUCGAUUUCCAACCAAAUUUGUUUAAGUCACGUAUUGUAAAUACCGUUCAUUAUUUAGUGCGACACUUUAUUGUUAUACUAAUAGGAUCUAUAAACAAAUAGAUUAUAUACUAAAUAAA
Molecule: messenger RNA, 2311 nt
Organism: Dalotia coriaria
Lineage: Eukaryota; Metazoa; Arthropoda; Insecta; Coleoptera; Staphylinidae
Product: putative ferric-chelate reductase 1 homolog
Exons: 7
Coding region: 270-2111 (613 amino acids)
Cellular component (GO): membrane
Molecular function (GO): transmembrane ascorbate ferrireductase activity
Source: RefSeq, a predicted model, not a curated record